CCUGUCCGCCAGACUCAAUCUCUCCCUAGUUGAAACGGACUUUCACUCACAAAGCUCAAAAUUUAUUUACAAUCUCGAGUUAAAAUUUGUCUCGUAAUUUCACAAAUUAAUUUCACGACACCAAUUUCCUCCUAAAUUUCUCAAGGUUUCCGUUUUUCACCCAUCAUUAUGCGGUUCUGUACAGUAACGUGUGAGACUAGGCGUGAGACUAAUGGUAACAUCUUUUGGAACAUAUCCAUUUUAGGUUUAAAAGACACCGAAGCUAGCGUAAUGAGGAGAUGCCAUGCCGAAUUCGACCUGAAGUCAACGUCACCUGUGGACGUUCUUAUCGUUGAAGCUUCGUCAGUCGCCAGCAGCUCGUUCGACUGGGUUAAUGGCGUCAAAGACACAUUUACGUUCAUGAACAAUAGGCCGGAAGCGAGUUUGAAAUUGGCUGUCAAAUAUAUCAAUGAUUUGGAAGACCGUUGGAAAUAUUGUUUUGUCAGCAGCACGGCCGUUGCCUAUGAAGAUAAGAACAAGUGGACCUUUACUCUGCGAAGUAAUCCGAAGCGCAGUUCUCUAACUGAACCAAUCAGGAAAUGAUAUGAUAUAAUUAUUUUAAUCGAGAUCUUUGAUACUCACUUGAAAAAUGGAGUUGUUCACGAGCGUUUAAUUUGUUAGUCGCAAAGAGCAUGUUUUUGCGCAAGUUCUUGUAUGUAUACUUUUCUGUUCCAUUAAUUCUUUGGGGAAUACUAUUAAAAUAAAAUGAGGCAUUUGCCUCUUAAAUUUUGCAAAAGUUGUU
Folsomia candida is the source of this 781-nucleotide messenger RNA. RefSeq lists its product as uncharacterized. The transcript has 3 exons. NCBI's taxonomy places the organism in Eukaryota, Metazoa, Arthropoda, Collembola, Entomobryomorpha, Isotomidae. The record is from RefSeq and is a predicted model, not a curated record. Bases 169 to 582 code for a protein of 137 amino acids.